AUGUCGGGACCCUCGUGUGCUCGUGCACUCAUCAGUGCGACGAAGAGAGUCAAGAUAUCUAGCCCUACCACCAACGGACAAUGCUUGCCAUUACCACGAUGCACGAUAUCAGGCACAAAUCAAAGACGACACGACAGUACAGUGGUAGAAGCCUCGCGCCACCUCGACCUGACACCGGGCGCAGCAGAAGCGCCUCCCACGUCAAUUACACCCGCCAACAUCGACCAAGAAUUAGCAAAUCUCCGCCUCCCCCGCGCAGUGCAAGCAACCUACCUCGACCCCCUCCGCCACCCCCCCACCUUGGGAAUCAAAACCGCCGAACUCCAACUCCGCUCUUACAGCAUCCGGAACCUCGAAGUCUUCACCGACUUCUGCCUGCGGGCUGCAUAUUACCUCAAACUCGCCGCCAAGGGUCCCAUUGCGCUACCGCGACAGGUGGAACGCUGGACCGUGCCGAGGAGUAAUUUCGUGCAUAAGAAGUCGCAGGAGAAUUUUGAGAGGAGGACUGUCAGUAGAGGGAUCAAGAUCCUGGAUGGGCAUCCGGAAGUCGUGGCCACGUGGUUGGCUUUUGUUAAGAAGCAUCAGUAUUAUGGGGUGGGUAUGAAGGCUAAUGUGUGGGAGUAUGGGAGUUUGGAAACGGGUAAGGAUAUGGAUGCUGAAGCUGAGAGGAUCGCAGGGAGGUUAGGAGAGCAGUUGGAUUUGGUUGGGGGAAAGGAGGGGUUGAUGGUGAAGCAUGCGCAGACGGUGGAGGGGAUGUUGGGGAGUGAGCCGUUCAAGGCGAGGUGGGGGGCUUAUGCUGCUAUGGGUGGGGCGGGGGGUGUGCCGAGUGCGGGGCGGAGGGUGGAGAGUGUUAGGGUUGGUAAGAAGGCUGCCCGGGCUAGGGCUGGGAAGGAAGUGGAUGCCGCAAAGGCAGAAUAG
This is a messenger RNA of Recurvomyces mirabilis, 918 nucleotides long. It is a transcript of the gene RSM10, whose product is annotated as mitochondrial 37S ribosomal protein rsm10. The record is from RefSeq and is a predicted model, not a curated record. The coding region runs from base 1 to 918 and encodes 305 amino acids. Gene Ontology annotation, biological process: translation. NCBI's taxonomy places the organism in Eukaryota, Fungi, Ascomycota, Dothideomycetes, Mycosphaerellales, Teratosphaeriaceae. Gene Ontology annotation, molecular function: structural constituent of ribosome. The transcript has a single exon. Gene Ontology annotation, cellular component: small ribosomal subunit; ribosome; mitochondrion.